This is a messenger RNA of Culex pipiens pallens (northern house mosquito), 1046 nucleotides long. RefSeq names its product ficolin-1-like. NCBI's taxonomy places the organism in Eukaryota, Metazoa, Arthropoda, Insecta, Diptera, Culicidae. The record is from RefSeq and is a predicted model, not a curated record. Bases 157 to 1029 code for a protein of 290 amino acids. The transcript is spliced from 2 exons.
GUGAAAGUUUUUAUUUUAUUUUGGUUCUGCUUCUUAUCUGACUCACAAAAAUCCCCGUUUGCACAUUUCUUCUCUGUUGAAUCAAGUUUCCUGAACAUUGGCGAAAAAGACUUUACUUCAGUUUAACUUCAACUCCCAUUUCGCAAACAUCGCAAAAUGAAACCAAGUCUGUUUGGCUGCUUUUGGUCAAUUCUCCUCAUUCUUGGCACCACAACUGCCUCCUCCGGAACCGAUCAUGGUUUCGGCUACGAACUGUUGAUGAGCAAACUGGAAGCCCUGGAGGAUCGCGUCGCAAAUCAGGAGCAAAAAACCCAGUCCAAAAUCGAUUCCAUCUCGGCCGGACUGGAAAGCCUACUCAAGUUCGUGACUUCACAGCAGAGUGCCCAGCAGGUGUACGACUCGUGCGAUAAGGUCCCCGUCAAGGUGUCCGGACUGUUCAACAUCCGCAUUGGUCCGCAGGAAACGGCUCAACUGUACUGUGACCAGGAGUAUGACGGCGGUGGUUGGACGGUGAUUCAGAGGAGGUUCGAUGGGUCGGUCAAUUUCUACCGGGAUUGGGCCGAGUACAAGCGAGGUUUUGGCAGUUUGGAUGGGGGGGAGUUCUGGCUCGGGCUGGACCGGAUUCACCAGUUGACGUACUCGGCGCCGCACGAGAUGGUCGUUUUGUUGGAGGAUUUCGAGGGGAACGCGACGUACGCCAAGUUGGACCGGUUUGAGAUUGCUGGUGAGCAGGCUGGUUACGCGGUGAACAUCAUCGACGGGUUCAGUGGGCCAGCUGGGGACUCGAUCACGGGAAUACGAUCGCUGAAGUUCAGCACUUUUGAUCGGGAUAAUGAUUCUUGGCCGCAAAAUUGUGCGUCCCACUUUCAUGGAGCUUGGUGGUACUCGAAUUGUCACUCGAGCAAUUUGAACGGGAAAUAUUCGAAGGGAACUACCUCGGAGUAUGCUACAGGAAUGGUUUGGUACUCGUUUCGAGGUCAUCACUAUGCACUGAAAUCGUCCAAGAUGAUGAUAAGGAGGAAGAAAUAAAACUGGUUUUCUAUGAA